Molecule: messenger RNA, 1249 nt
Organism: Aspergillus japonicus CBS 114.51
Lineage: Eukaryota; Fungi; Ascomycota; Eurotiomycetes; Eurotiales; Aspergillaceae
Product: elongation of very long chain fatty acids protein
Exons: 3
Coding region: 180-1175 (331 amino acids)
Biological process (GO): sphingolipid biosynthetic process; fatty acid elongation, monounsaturated fatty acid; very long-chain fatty acid biosynthetic process
Cellular component (GO): endoplasmic reticulum membrane
Molecular function (GO): fatty acid elongase activity
Source: RefSeq, a predicted model, not a curated record
AAUACGUUUUAGUUGAUUUUAAUUUAUAUAUCAUAUAGGCCCAAUCACAUAAAUUUGGCGUGCUUCGCAUGCCUUGGCCGAGGCUGAUCAGGAGUCACCCGAUGGCCAGGACCUCGGAUCACUAAGACUACCACGCUCGCUCUUUGAUCUGUGUUGAUUUCGUUCAAGUGUCUGCUGCCAUGCUGACACAACGGGCUCUUCGACUGACCCUACCACCUUCCACCCUAUUUAAGUAUCCUGACGCUCUUGGCUCAAGCCAUUCCCUUCCAUUUCCCGAAUCGGCACUCUCCUUCGGAAAUUACCAGCUUUCUCCAUCCUUAUACACAGUCUCUACAGACUUGCGGUUUGCAACCACGAUAAGUAUAUUGUACAUUCUGGUUGUAAUAUGUUUCAACAAGAUCAAUGCCAGAGAACGGAAACCGUGGGCAAUCAGUCCUUUCUCGGCCUGGACAUUCGCCGCUAUGCUGAACACACUCUUUUCCGCAUGGCCGGACAAGCAAGACAAAUUGUACCUGAGCCGGGCGGCGGACAUUGUAUGCCAUGGGGGUCAGUUUCCGGAGUACGAAUCAUAUGCGUCGAGGUUGAAGUUGAUCUCCUGGCUGUUCUAUUUGUCGAAGUUGUAUGAACCACUCGACACCGUGAUCAUACUUGCCAAAGGUCGCCAGGCUUCGACAUUGCACAUAUACCACCAUGCUGGCGUCAUCUUCUGGGGUUGUGUGGGAAUGCGGUUUAUCGCUUCAGCCACGAUAAUCGCCAUCCUCUUCAACUCGGCUGUGCACACCGUGAUGUAUACAUAUUACAGCAUGACCGCGUUGCGCAUCCCCGUUCUCCUCUCGACCAAAGCUUCAUUGACGCAGCUUCAAAUCAUGCAAUUCUUCGUCGGUAGCAUAUUAGGCUUAUCGUCCGUCCACGUUGAAUAUGAUGUUCCCUUUUCUGGCUCUCAUCCUGAGCAACGUGAUCAACCUCAGAACACCCCUUUCAACAUAACAGCACAACGCUCAAAAGAACAGCAGUCUCGGGGCAUGAAGACACAAAGAUGCAUUAGAGACAGUACUGAGGCUUAUGCGCUGUGCCUUGGAUGUGCGUUUGUUCUGUUACUGAUGCUAUUGUUUUUGAAGUUCUACGUGCAGUCUUACCUUCAGCACUUGCGACCUCAUAAGAGGGCAGUACUAUGAGACUUGGAGGUUAUGGAAUGAGUCGUGCAGUAGGGCGGAGGAAGAAAAGUCUGACUUGGGUGUUAAGCAUUGUU